AUGGAUUCGGCGGUGGUUAGGAGUGUCCGGGCGGGACCCGGAUGCCGGUGCGGCGGGACCGAAGUCUGCGAGGCCACCCAGCUUUCCGCUUUCUGUGCUGGGGAAACUGUGGCCGGGUCCCGGGGAAAUGCGAGCCUGCGGUGCGCAAGGCCCCAACGGAGCCCUUGGGCUCCCGCAGAACCGGCUGGGCCUUCCGUAGUCCCUGAGGAGCAGCAGGACCUUCUCCCGGCCCUGGAUCUGAGGCAGGAGAGGCCUCCCCCGCGGGUGUCCAAGAGCUUCCUGAGCCUCCUCUUCCAGGCGCUGAGCGUGCUGUCGGCCCCGAUAGGAGACGUGCUGCUCACUGUGUACAGGGAGGUCUGCUGCAUCCGCUUCCUGCUCACGGCUGUGUCGCUGCUGAGUCUCUUCCUGGCAGCGCUGUGGUUGGGGAUCCUGUAUCUGGUCUCUCCCUCGGAGGAUGAACCUACGGAGAUGCUGACUCUAAGUGAGUACCGGGAGCGCGUGCACGCCCAGGGGCAGCAGCUGCAGCAGCUCCAGGCCGAGCUGAGCCAACUCCGCAAGGAGGUGUGCGGCGUUCGCACAGCCAACAGCGAGAGAGUGGCAAAGCUCGUGUUCCAGAGGCUGAAUGAGGACUUUGUGCAGAAGCCAGACUAUGCGCUGAGCUCUGUGGGAGCCUCCAUCGACCUAGAGAAAACAUCCCACGACUACGAAGACACGAACAUCGCUUACUUCUGGAACCGCUUCAGCUUCUGGAACUAUGCGCGGCCGCCCACGGUUAUCCUGGAGCCAGACGUGUUCCCUGGGAAUUGCUGGGCUUUCCAGGGCAACCAAGGCCAGGUGGUGAUCCGCCUGCCGGGCCGUGUGCAGCUGAGCGACAUCACUCUGCAGCAUCCACCACCCAGCGUGGCACACAGCGGAGGUGCCAACAGCGCCCCCCGCGAUUUCUCAGUCUUUGGCCUCCAGGUUGAUGAUGAAACAGAAGUUUUCUUGGGAAGAUUCGCCUUUGACCUGGAGAAACCUGAGAUUCAGACCUUUCACCUGCAGAAUGACCCCCCAGCUGCCUUUCCCAAGGUGAAGAUCAAGAUUCUAAGUAACUGGGGCCACCCCCAUUUCACAUGCUUGUAUCGAGUCCGUGCCCAUGGUGUGCGAACCUCGGAGGGGGCUGGGGACAGGGCCGUGGGAGCCGCUAGGGGUUCCCAUUAAACACUGCUGGAUUGAACUGGA
Molecule: messenger RNA, 1221 nt
Organism: Carlito syrichta (Philippine tarsier)
Lineage: Eukaryota; Metazoa; Chordata; Mammalia; Primates; Tarsiidae
Gene: SPAG4
Product: sperm associated antigen 4
Exons: 12
Coding region: 1-1200 (399 amino acids)
Biological process (GO): nuclear envelope organization
Cellular component (GO): nuclear envelope; meiotic nuclear membrane microtubule tethering complex
Molecular function (GO): protein-membrane adaptor activity
Source: RefSeq, a predicted model, not a curated record